Durio zibethinus is the source of this 3849-nucleotide messenger RNA. Its product is annotated as formin-like protein 1. Gene Ontology annotation, biological process: actin nucleation; actin cytoskeleton organization. Lineage: Eukaryota; Viridiplantae; Streptophyta; Magnoliopsida; Malvales; Malvaceae. Gene Ontology annotation, molecular function: actin filament binding. The record is from RefSeq and is a predicted model, not a curated record.
CUACUGUUACUACUACCAGUCUUUCACCCAACUUUUCCCCUGCCUCUUCUCUGAUCCCUUCCCUUUUCCUCCAUCUAUCUCUCUCACAUAGAGGGAAGAAAAGAAAAGAAAAAAGAAUAGUCCCCACAAAUCUCACACCAUUAACUCCAUUUUCCUUCCAUUUCUUUCUCUCUCCCUCCCCCGACACCUGCAAAAAAACACAAUGCUUGCCUCUUUCUUCUGUUCCUGCUGCUGCUUCUCCUUCUUCUCCUGGUUGUCGUUUUUGCCAUGUGAAUCGCUUCACAUUCCUAGCCGUAGGAUCCUCCAUCAACCUUUCUUGCCAUUAAAUUCUAUCCCUCCAUCUGAACCACCUUCUUCUCAUCCUCAUCCUCCUUCUCCUCCCACUCCCAAAUAUCCUUUCUCUUCUUCCUCUUCUAACCCCCCCGAUUCUCCUUUUUUCCCGUCCUUCCCUUCCGCUCCCCCUCCUCCCUCUCCUUCCACUUUCGCUUCUUUCCCUGCCAACAUUUCCUCCCUUAUCCUCCCUCACACUUCCGCUCCCAAGCAUAAUUCCCAGAAACUCCUCAUCCUCGCUAUCGCCGCCGUUAUUUCCGCCUCCUUUGUCGCCGGCAUUCUUGUCUUUUUCUACUGCCGGCGCCGUCGCCUGAAACGCAAUUUCCUUGACGAUAACAAGACCUUAACAUCGGACAACAGCAGCAGAUUAUACCCCAAUAACAAUAACAACCCCAACAACAAUGUUGAUGCUCGUAAGCUGAGAAGAGCUUCCACGACCAGUUCCGAAUUCCUUUAUUUGGGCACUUUGGUAAAUUCACAAGGCGGAAUCGAUGAUGGUUCCAAUAAUUCACCAGGCAAUUCUCCGUUUGAUCCGAGAAAAAUGGACUCCCCGGAGCUCCAGCCGUUACCGCCUCUGUCUCGACAGAACACUGAUCGGAACUUUCGAGACGUUGAAGUGGAGUUGGUUACAGAAGAAGAAGAGGAGUUUUAUUCGCCGAGAGGAUCGUUGGGCGGUCCAGAUAGUUUGAGUGGAACCGGAUCCGGUUCUAGAAGAGUAUAUGCGGCGAUUGCUGUUAAAAGCAUUGAGUCUAGCAGUACUUGUUCGCGUUCAUCUUCGAGUUUGGGUUCACCCGCCAGGUCUCAGUCCGUUAGUAUUUCUCCCCCGGUUAGUUUGAGUCCGGGAAGAUCCGACCCGAAUUCUCCAGAACUCGUGCAAGUUCAACCUUCUUUGUCUCCAGAGAGGAUUUUAGUUGAAUCACCUAGAGUUUCGAAUGCCUCCAAUGGAAAUGUACGGUCUCCCUCGCUGUCUUUAACUUCUACAUCGCCAGAUAGAGUUCUUAUAAAAGAACCAGAUGAUCGAAGCGUGCAAUCUCCUUCAUUGUCUCCGAUGUUGGUCGAGAACCCAGGUUCAUCUAUUGUUCCCAAUCAAAAUAUGGGGUCACCUUCGAUGUCUUCGGCUACUACUUCGCCAAAUAGAGCGUUGAUAGAAAAGCUAGAUGCAUCGAUUAGAAAUUUCAAGGAUUUGGUUCAAAAUAUGAGGACUCCUUUGAUUUCAGCUCCAGCUGCUACUUGUUCACCACCUAAAGAAUCUCCAAUUAAUGAUCUGGAUCGAAACGAGACGAUGUCUCCGUCAGUUUGUUCAGCUUCUACUUCACAUGACAGAAACGAGGUAAACAAUCCGAAUGAAUUUCCAAGAAUGCUUAAUGAUAUGGAUCGAAUUGUCAGCUCUCCUUCACUGUCAGCGGCCUCUACAUCCCCGGACAGAGCUUUGAUUGUGAAUGAGCAGUCUCCUUUACUAUCAUCCGCUUCACUAUCACCAGACGGAGCUUUCCAGAAAAGCCCAGAUAUGUCUCCAUUGAUGGUUGCUGUUUGGCAUUAUAAUAGGGAUUCUUCUUUGUCAUCUUCAGCUUGUUCAUCACCAGGAAGAGAUGUGGAGAAAAGUCCUGACGCAUCUCCCUUAAGAAUUGGUAGGGCUUUAGAGAGGCCUAUGUUGACUCCACCGCCGCCUCCGCCGCCUCCGCCACCUCCAAAGCAACGACGGCUCUGGGAAAAAUUAGUUCCAUCAGUAUCUUCUGCACAACAGAUAUCCAAGCCGCCUCCUCUUAUGCCCCCUUCGAUGCCGUUUAUGAUACAAACCCCAAUAACGAUUUCUCCAGUCGAGUUGCCAACGAGGUCUGAGCCUGAAGCGGUGGAGGAGGUGGAGGUGGAGGAGGAGGCUUCGAAACCCAAGUUAAAGCCGUUGCAUUGGGAUAAAGUACGAGCCAGCUCUGAUCGCGAAAUGGUGUGGGAUCACCUCAGAUCAAGCUCAUUUAAGUUGAAUGAGGAGAUGAUUGAAACACUAUUCGUCGUAAACACUUCAAAUUCUAAACCGAGGCAAAUAACUCCACAACCUGUUCUUCCAUCACCAAACCACGAGAAUAGAGUGCUGGAUCCCAAAAAGGCACAGAACAUUUCAAUUUUGUUAAGGGCACUCAAUGUGACUGUCGAGGAAGUUUGUGAAGCCCUUUUAGAAGGUAAUGCAGAUACACUUGGCACUGAACUUCUUGAAAGUUUAUUGAAAAUGGCUCCAACAAAAGAAGAGGAACGUAAGCUGAAGGAGUACAAAGAUGAUUCACCAGUCAAGCUUGGUCCUGCUGAGAAAUUUUUGAAAGCAGUUGUUGACAUACCGUUUGCAUUUAAACGGGUGGACGCAAUGCUGUACAUAGCCAACUUCGAGUCUGAAGUUGAAUACCUUAAAAGGUCUUUCGAAACUCUAGAGGCUGCUUGCGAGGAAUUGAGAAACAGUAGGAUGUUUUUGAAGCUUCUAGAGGCUGUACUCAAGACUGGGAACCGCAUGAAUGUCGGGACAAACCGUGGUGAUGCCCAUGCCUUUAAACUUGAUACACUCCUUAAGCUUGUAGAUGUCAAGGGUGCGGAUGGGAAGACCACACUCUUACAUUUUGUAGUACAAGAAAUCAUACGAACUGAAGGUGCUCGUCUUUCAAAUACUAAUCAAACUCCAAGCUCAUCCUUAAACGAAGAUGCUCGGUGUAGGAAGCUUGGUUUACAAGUUGUUUCUGGUCUCAGUUCAGAACUCAGCGACGUGAAGAAAGCUGCUGCAAUGGAUUCUGAGGUACUUAUUAGUGAUGUCUCUAAGCUUUCCAGAGGCCUUGAAAACAUCAGCGAGGUUCUAAGAUUAAAUGAGUCAAUGGGGUCGGAUAAGAGCAGAGAGAAAUUUUCAGAAUCAAUGAACAGGUUUAUGAAAAUGGCCGAGGAGGAAAUUAUAAGGAUUCAAGCCCAUGAAAGUGUGGCACUAACUCUAGUGAAGGAGAUUACAGAAUACUUCCAUGGGAACUCAGCAAAGGAAGAAGCCCACCCAUUUAGAAUCUUUAUGGUGGUGAGGGAUUUCCUUACAGUUGUUGAUCGGGUCUGCAAGGAAGUUGGCAUGAUAAAUGAACGAACUAUUGUUAGUUCUGCCCAUAAAUUUCCAGUUCCAGUGAAUCCAAUGAUGCAACAGGUUUUUCCAGUUCCCGUGAAUCCAAUGCUGCCGCAAGCUUUUCCUGGAUUUCAGGGGAGGCCGCAGUAUGGUUCUGAUGAUGAGACUGCAUCGCCUUAGUUGUUUGCAGCAUGUUACAGGUCAAAAACUUAAGGUAGAAGCUGCCAAAAUUGGGUGGUUUUGGGGUUUGGCGCUUGUAUGGCCGGUCCAGCAAGGUCUUUGUAAUUUAUUUAUUUAUUUUUCUUAUUUUUGUAUCUAUAUAAAUCCAUGUACAAUAUUUUGGGAAGGGUUUUGUUUUAUAUAUAUAAUAUACGAGAGGAGAUUUCUUGGGAAACAACUAAGGCAGUCUGCUGAAUUUGUUGGACGUCUUAGGGAAAAAAUCA